Melampsora larici-populina 98AG31 is the source of this 303-nucleotide messenger RNA. RefSeq lists its product as uncharacterized. NCBI's taxonomy places the organism in Eukaryota, Fungi, Basidiomycota, Pucciniomycetes, Pucciniales, Melampsoraceae. The transcript has a single exon. The record is from RefSeq and is a predicted model, not a curated record. Bases 1 to 303 code for a protein of 100 amino acids.
AUGGCCGAGGACUUACAUGAAGUUCCACACCAUGAUCUCGAACCGCCUCUUGAUGACCAAGGCGAUGACGAUCAUGAGAUGGACCUCAAUCAAUUCAUGCCUAUGCCAAAUGAUGGCCUUCCAGACGACCCAAUGUUGGCGGCUUUGCAAAGGCAACAACACUUAGCAGAACACCUGGCCAACAAAAACCGAUGGCUAUGGAAGUAUGCCAUAAUGUUACCCACAUUUCUUAGAAGACGUUUGGAAACUUUGAAUUGGGCCAACCAAUUGAAUUGGAAUGAAGACGUCUGCCCGCUGUGGUAA